Molecule: messenger RNA, 972 nt
Organism: Peromyscus eremicus (cactus mouse)
Lineage: Eukaryota; Metazoa; Chordata; Mammalia; Rodentia; Cricetidae
Gene: Mc3r
Product: melanocortin 3 receptor
Exons: 1
Coding region: 1-972 (323 amino acids)
Biological process (GO): G protein-coupled receptor signaling pathway
Cellular component (GO): membrane
Molecular function (GO): peptide hormone binding; melanocyte-stimulating hormone receptor activity
Source: RefSeq, a predicted model, not a curated record
AUGAACUCUUCAUGCUGCCUGUUCUCUGCUUAUCCGAUGCUGCCUAACCUCUCAGAGCACCCUGCAGCCCCUUCUGCCAGCAACCGGAGCGGCAGCGGGUUCUGCGAGCAGGUCUUCAUCAAGCCCGAGGUCUUCCUGGCGCUGGGCAUCGUCAGCCUGAUGGAAAACAUCCUGGUGAUCCUGGCUGUGGUCAGGAAUGGCAACCUGCACUCCCCCAUGUACUUCUUUCUCUGUAGCCUGGCUGCAGCUGACAUGCUGGUGAGCGUGUCCAACUCCCUAGAGACCAUCAUGAUCGCCAUUAUCAACAGCGACUCCCUGACCUUGGAGGACCAAUUCAUCCAGCACAUGGACAACAUCUUUGACUCUAUGAUCUGCAUCUCCCUGGUGGCCUCCAUCUGCAACCUCCUGGCCAUUGCUGUGGACAGGUAUGUUACCAUCUUCUAUGCCCUUCGCUACCACAGCAUCAUGACAGUAAGGAAGGCCCUCACCUUGAUCGUGGCCAUCUGGGUCUGCUGUGGCAUCUGCGGUGUGAUGUUCAUCAUCUACUCCGAGAGCAAGAUGGUCAUCGUGUGCCUCAUCACUAUGUUCUUCGCCAUGGUGCUCCUCAUGGGCACCCUGUACAUCCACAUGUUCCUCUUUGCCAGGUUACAUGUCCAGCGCAUUGCUGCAUUGCCACCGGCUCAUGGGGUGGCCCCACAGCAGCACUCGUGCAUGAAGGGGGCUGUCACCAUCACCAUCCUGCUGGGGGUGUUCAUCUUCUGCUGGGCACCUUUCUUCCUACACCUGGUCCUCAUCAUCACCUGCCCGACCAACCCUUACUGCAUCUGCUAUACGGCACAUUUCAACACCUACCUGGUCCUCAUCAUGUGCAACUCUGUCAUUGACCCCCUCAUCUACGCCUUCCGCAGUCUGGAGCUGCGCAACACAUUCAAGGAGAUUCUCUGUGGCUGCAAUGGCAUGAACUUGGGCUAG